GCAGCUAGCAGCCAGCGGCUAUCCGCGUCGGGGACGAGGCGUAUUGACAUGAAAAAGUUUAGAAACACGGAUCCUCGUCCUGAGUAGGCUCGAGAGCGGCGUUCGGCGAAACCUCAGACGGCCGUCGAAACCAUGGGUCGUGACUGGCUUUCGUAAGAUCGAGUUGUUUGUGUCAGUUGGAGCUUCAAAUGUGCGAAAAGUCGCUCGGUCUCUCCUCGUCGUUGAACAAGAUGGCAGCAGCAACAGCAGCAUCGUUGCAGGAUUUGACUGUGGUGCGGGUCCUCGUUGCUAGCCUGUUCCUUGACGCUCUGGGUGAUAAAAUUUCCUGGUCUUACUGAAGGUAUGGCCUCACAAGUCUUGGUCUACCCAUCACACCUGCACUCAGCUCAAACAAGUGCCUUAGGAACCAGCAGAAGUGGUACCAGCAGACACACAGGCGAAGCCCACCGCAGUAAUAACACCAGCAGAGCCUUUCAGCACCGACCCCCACCCAAGACCUACGUGAUCGGAGUCAACUACGGAAUUGCCUUUCCCAACAACGUUAUCCCAUCCUCAGCCGGUGCUGAUUCAGGAAGACGGCACAGGGGAUUGCAGCUUGAAGACAGGGAGGAGUGGGCAGCGCAGACAGCGGGAUUACAGAGAGAGGAGAGCUUUGAGCUUCAAAGAGAAGAUCCAGCUGGGAUCCAGGAUCAGGAGCAGAGCAGAGGCCUACAGGAAGUGAGACCUCGCAGGAACAGCGGUGGAACUCCAUCAGGAGGAGGCUUGGACUGUGGGCUGCUGAGGAGGGCCUGUAUCAGAGCAGAGGAGGAAGAGGGCCGAAGCAGAAGAGUACAAGCGAGAGGGGGAUACGUUAGCCUUCUAGACACAGGCGCCACCCAGAGAUGUGAACUGAAGGCAGGUGAAAAUAGAGAACAACCGCGGGAGAACAACUGCAUUGGAAACAUGCAGAUAGUGGAGGAGGUAUCUGCCCUACCUUCACUUCCUCCCCCUGUGGCCAUGUUGCAAACCAGCACUGGGAACAAUGCAGACACUGUCAGAGUAGGGGGCGGAGGAACACUGCCAGCUCAACAGAGCACGGUUGAUGGAGUGACUGGCAUGGGAAUCGGGGUUGACGGGACCGAAAUCAGGCGUAACGGUAGUACUGAGGCAGUGGCAGGAGCUACAGUCUCCAGAGCUGGAUCAGGAGAUGGCGACUACCAGUUGGUUCAGCAUGAGGUCCUGUGUUCCUUGAAGAACAGCUACGAGGUCUUAGAGUUUCUGGGUCGUGGCACCUUUGGUCAGGUGGUGAAGUGCUGGAAGAGGGGAACGAAUGAAGUAGUGGCUGUAAAAAUACUGAAGAACCAUCCAUCCUAUGCACGUCAGGGACAGAUUGAGGUGGAGAUCCUGGCCCGGUUGAGCAGUGAGAACGCAGAUGAGCACAAUGUGGUGCGCGCUCUGGAGUGCUUUCAGCAUCGCAGCCACACCUGCCUGGUGUUUGAGAUGCUGGAGCAAAACCUCUAUGACUUCCUGAAACAGAACAAGUUCAGCCCACUUCCACUCAAAAUCAUCAGGCCUAUUCUACAGCAGGUGGCAACAGCCUUAAAGAAGCUAAAGUCUCUGGGUUUGAUCCACGCCGACCUGAAGCCAGAGAACAUCAUGCUGGUGGACCCCUCCAGGCAGCCCUACAGAGUCAAGGUCAUCGACUUUGGCUCAGCCAGCCAUGUCUCCAAGGCUGUGUGCUCCACUUACCUGCAGUCCAGAUACUACAGGGCACCAGAGAUUAUUUUGGGCCUGCCAUUUUGUGAGGCCAUAGACAUGUGGUCGCUGGGCUGUGUGAUAGCUGAGCUCUUCUUGGGUUGGCCUCUCUACCCCGGAGCGCUGGAGUAUGACCAGAUCCGGUACAUCUCUCAGACUCAGGGCCUGCCUGCCGAGCAGCUGCUCAACAAGGGGACCAAGACCUCUCGUUUCUUCUCCAAAGAAUCAGACUCUCCCUACGCCUCCUGGAGACUAAAAACGACAGAAGAGCAUGAGAAAGAGACGGGGCUUAAAUCCAAAGAGGCCAGAAAGUACAUCUUCAGCUGUCUGGAUGACAUAGCACACGUGAACUUGGUGCUGAGUCCUGAUAACAGUGACAUGCAAGCAGAGAAGGCAGACAGGAGGGAGUUUGUGUCUCUGCUGAAGAGCAUGCUGCUGAUCGAUGCUGAGGACAGGACCGUUCCCUCAAAUGUCCUCAUUCACCCCUUCCUCACUAUGACUCAUCUGCUGGACUACCCACAUAGUAACCAUGUGCAGUCAUCUUUCCGCAUCAUGGACAUGUGCCACAGCCGGCCCACCAAUGCAGUUUUUGACGCUCUCAACCAGAACACCAUUCAUUUCUCAAGACCUCCUGUGGCCCCCGCUGCCUCCUCUGGUCUCCCCUUGGGCUACAGCAACAUACCAGUCCACACUCAGGCUAUAACCCAGUCAGCUCCCUCAGUGUUGCACCCAGGGAUAGCUCUAACUACCGGGAACGGUCAGUUUGGGUGCAGUGACUCGUUCCCACCUGCCCUUCUUCUUUGUCCUCCCACCAUGCAAGGUAACCUUAAUCAGCCAGCAGGGUUUUCUGUUCCCAUGGUAACUCAGGCCCCUCCCAUACAACCCCUGACAGUGAGACCUGGUGUAAUAGCUCAGCAGGCCUGGUCCAACCGGGGGCAGCAGCUCCUCGUCCCAGCAGCCUGGCAGCAGAUGGCUCCAGUGGGUCCACCUCCCUCUCACCCCCCUCCACCACCCCCGUCCUCCCUAACCAACGACACCACAGCUGGCCCACAAAGGAUCGGCGACUGGGGGAAAGUGCGUCCCCACAGCAACCACUACAGUUCGGUGCUUCAGCAGCCUCUCCUGACAAAUCAGAUGCCAGCACUCUCUGCCCAUCAGCCAAUCAACAUUGGCAUAGCUCAUGUUGUGUGGCCCCAGCCAGCCAAUAAAAGGAACAGACACAGUCACAACAGGAACCUGUCCCACUCCAAUAACAUCCACAUAUCAGCAUGUCGGACCCCCAAGAUGGCUGUUGUUGUUGGACAGGCCAUGCCAGGAAGGGAGCAGCCCCAGAGGGAGGUGCCUCUGGUGGAAACCAGGCAACUGGAAGUUCAGAACACAGAUGAGGAGGAAGAUGAUGCAGAAGAGGAGGAAGUGAGCUGCUUCAAAGAGAUGGUGCCAAAUGGUAACAGACAGCUGGACCUGUCCAGUCAACAGCAGCGAGACGUGGCAGUCCUGAUGGGUGACACACCAAGCCCUGCUCCCAGUGUGAUCAGCAUCCGCAGUGAACUGACUGACGGAGAGGACGAGGAUGAAGAUCCUCAGAGGUGCCGCCUGAGCGAGUGUAAAGAGGAGUGUGUGUGUGAGGCAUGCAGAAACACCAGUGUGUCCAUGGAGAGAGUGUGUUCCCUCAGCAGCCCUGACAGCAGCCUCAGCACCAACUCUUUUGCCUCCAACUCACUUCAGUCCAGCCCCUCUGUUUCACCAUGCAAGAGACCUAACAGCAUGUCUGAGGAUGAUGGCCACGAGAGCGGCUGCGAGACAGUGGAAGGUUCCCCCACGUCUGACACUUCAACCUCUCCGCGUGGCAAUAGCCACUACCGUUACCUUGACAACAGUAACCACAACAACCGCCCACCUUUGGCUUCCAUGGUAGCACCGCUGCCUUCCCCUGCAGUGCAGGGCAGGAGUCCCCGUGGUGUCAGGACAAUGGUGGUCCCACCAAUGAGAGUGCAGAACAACAACAGUCAGGGGACAGAGGAGCGUCUCCAGAGAACAGCCUCAGAGUCCUGGUCCCGCUCCAAAGGGCGCUGCAGUCUCAUAGGACAACAGAGCACUCCCUCCUCUGCCCCCCUCCUCCCAUCCGCCCCCCACCUGUCCCGGCAGCAGAAGGUAACAGGGCAGCAUCAGGCCCCUCUGGCCUUUGGGCAGGUGCCUUACGGUUCAAACCACAGCAACAAAGAGUGGAACGGCAACUAUGGGCCACUGCGACCGCACGCCUACAUUCCCCCUACUGUCCACACACACACCUUCACACACCUGCCGCACGGCAGCCCCACGCACACUUCGGCCGCUCCGCAUACACACACCCAGGGCCUGCCCACGCACACCCUGCUGUCAUACCCUCCCAGCGGCCCCCUCACCACCGCCCACCACCCCCACCCCCACCCCAUCCUGCCCUCUCGCCCUCCUCCUCCCCCUCUCCUCCAGCACAGCUACAGCCUCUCCCACCCCCAAGGAGGCGCUAUAGUUCACCAGGUAACCCUGGGCAUCAGCGCCCACCCCCACCACCCUGGACAUGCCGCUCCCCACCCACACAGGCUCCUCCCCUCCCCUACCAUCCACCCGCACCACCAGCCCAGCUAUGGUCACCACCCCCACCAGUUCAAGCCUCCCUUCCCGCCUCCGCCACCCCCUCCUCACCCUUACAUGGCCUCCCCGGCUGCCUACACAGGCUUCCCUCUGAGCCCCACCAAGCUCAGCCACCACCCCCAGUUCUCUUACAUCUGAGGACCAGGACGGGGCUGCAGCAGUACCUUCUGGUGAGGAGGGGCAAAGGAAAAUGGACUGGGGCUGCGACCUGGGCUGGUAGAGCGAGCAGCAGAGCACAAAACGGACACUUGUGAUGAUGAAGAUGAGGAAUACGAAAAUAUGGUUAACAAGAGGAGGAUGGAUAACAAUGUGUGUGUCACAGGGGAUUGAGAAAGAAACACAAAAGUCAUGCUGAAGAUAAUGUUUUAUGGUGUUUCGAGGACAGAGAAAUUUACAGCCUCUGUAAUCUGGAGGUUCAAGUCAAAAGUCAAGAGCAACUUCAGAUAUGAAAGACUUCCUGCGAAAUCAUGUCAGCCAGCGGAGGAAACGAUGAUUGAUUAAGACUGCAAAGAUUUACUGGAGAGCACUGCAAGAGUGCAUGAAUUCAUAAAUGACAGUGAUAAGGAAAUUGGAAUUAAGAAUGUGUCCUUUGCACAUUACCUCCUGUCAUUUGUUGUUCAGUAGUGUUCAGAGAAUAUGAUCUGAUUAGAGGCUGGAAAUCAUUUGCUGUUGUUGCUGUCAGAUGGCUCAGCCUCCCCUUCCCUUUAUCUUUGUUGCCUUGUAGCAUGUGCUAGCCGGUCAGAUCUGUUUGUUAAGCCAUCCCAGUCUGUAUUAACCAGGAUCCAAUGCUCCUGUCUUUGUUUCAGGCAGACGUUGCUGCUGCCGCCGUCUCCUAGUGCCUUAAAACCAGAGUCUUUGACGUUACUUCAGGAGCUUAUAGAUUGUAAAUUUAAAUGGGCUUGCGGCACUUAACCUUCAGACUCUGAUUACGACGGGCUUAUUGGAUAAAUACGAGGGUAAUGCUUGUGGUUAUGUUUUAAUAUUUGGCAAAUGUUGGACUUCAGUUUGCUUUCUAACUCAGAGUAUGGAUUUACUUUAGCUAGAGGCUGCACAUUUUAGGGCUUUGACUGAAUGAGCUUUUUAUGUACAUAAAGAGUGAUUUGAUAUUUUGAUAAUCGAUUUCUAUUCACUAUAAGUACUUAAUUCAUAACAGUAUUGUCACUGUUUACUGUAACUGCAAUACAAUCUAGAUAGCCUCUGGGUUGCUGUGUUUUUAUUAUUUUGCAUUUAGGUUAGACUUGCAGUAAUGCAUUUUCUGUUUUAGAAUUUUGGGAGUGGCGUAGACUAAUAAAAAUAAGAUUGUUUUAUGUUUUUACUUUUAAAUGCUUGUCAGUGUUUGAAAUAACCUAUCAGCUUACAGUAUCAUCGCUGGGCUAUUGAGUGUUAGAGGUGUACUGGUAAUUGUUUCAGAUAUUUGUGUGAGAUGAACCUUUUGUCCAUGUAUUGAAGCCUGUUGUCAGUUUUGAUACAUUCCUUCAGGGUGGAUGCAUAGCCUUGAUUUGUUUUUCUUUUUUUUUGGGUUUUGUGUUUUUGAUUUCCAGUGUGAAGUAGAGCUUCGUCUUUACCUGUCUUCAUAUCAACUGGUAUUUUACUCCAAUCAGCACCAAAGACUGUUCAUUAAUCAUUUCUGAAGCAUGGUCGAAACGAUUUCUCCUUUCACCUCCAGCAUACUGUUGCAGUUAUCAGCAUUGGAAUAUAUUGUGAGAUCUCUAUUUUAAAGAUGAGGUUGAGGUUUUAUUUUUCUGAGCUAUCUUUGGCAAAUUGUAUUUGGAAUGUAUAGAUAAUAAGCUGCUAUGUACUGAUUAUCUGCCACUUCGUAGCUGUGAAUUUAGAGGAUUAAUCUCAUUCUAUCCUGCAUUCUCUCUUUUGUAUUGUAGUUCUGACAACUAGAUACAAUAGAAGUGGGUUUUAUUUUGAUCAUAGAGUAUAUUGAUUGCUAUCCCUAUAUGCUAGUGCCUCUGUAUAUUGGCUUUGUUGUUUUGAAGUGAUUGUAAACUGCUGUAAAUGGAAGGUAUGAGUUUUCUUUUCUUUUUUUUUAUUCUGUUGCUUUUUGGUGUGCGUGUGUGUGUGUGUUCUUUUUUUUUGUGCGUGUAUUUAGAAUCAGUAUUUCAAAUGUAGGCUGGGUUCACUCUUGGAUUCUGUAACUGGUGUGUCAUUGAUGUAUUAUUGUUUUUCUAGUUUUUCCUCUGAUGACAUGGCUUUUAUUUCCGUUACUGGACUGUAUUUGCAACUCUUCGUACUGUACAACUAGUGCCUUUCUUCAAACAAAGUGGCUGAAAGAUGACGUCUCGCAUUGAUAUCAAAGCAGUCUAAGAAAUUUGUUGACUGACUCCUCCUAAGGGGAUCAGUUCCUGUGUUCACAUCACAAAACCCCAAAGUUGUUUGUACGACUAAGAUGAGGUCUGAAAACAAUCUCUCUUUUUUACAGAAUCCUAAGAAAGUACGUGUCAGGGAACGUCUUGUUGUUGCUCACCAAGAACACCGUGCAGUACUCAGAAACAUAGGGCCUGAAAACACACAAAUGCAGAGCUUUAUUCUCACACCGUGAAUGUAUUUGUGGAACUCGAGACAUAUGUUUUUGGUUUGCAGAUGAUGAGUUGUUUGUUGUGUUUCUGAUGGCUACACAGCGUUUUUCUCUCUCAGUUUGUGAUUGGGAUGUUUGAUAGUUCUUGUAUGCAGCUAUUACCAUUGGUAGACGUCACCAUGUGUUUCAGUCAGGGGCUCUUUCAAAAUGCUUUAUCCAUCAAUCAUACUGAAAGUCUUCGGUCCAAAGUCGUCCCAUCCUCAUCUACUCAUUGUACUGCUUUGUUAUGGUUUUGCUUUUUUGCUUAAGUAAUGGGUUUAUUUUGUGUGUUUGUCUAAAUGUGUUACUGUGUUGAUGAUCCUUAAACAAACGAGAGGAUGCGCACUGUUCAGCUUGGAGUGCAGUGUAGAAUUAUAACCCGUGGGUGUGUGUCGUGGCACAGUAACCUGUACUUAACUGGCAUCAUUUGUUAACCCUGUGGUGUGCUGCCUCUCUCGUCGAUUCCCCGCAUCUCCAUUCUUUGCGUCAGCUCAGCACCUGUGAUGAGAUGAACACAUGUUCCACCUCUCAGUGAUGCAGGGCACCGUGACCCCUCACCUCAUUGGGCUGAUUGUGUAGGUUAGAUAAUCCCACCUCCCUGCAGCUUUACACUUACCGUUGCAUCAUCAAAGUCACCAGAGGGUCACACAGACCCAGAUCCAAAGCUCAACAAGCACACGGGGGGCCCAGCAGCCUUAAGUCACAAAGCAGGCCUAAGUACUCUUCAGAUACCCUUAAAACAUGAGGGCAAAUUUGAGCUUUCAGCAACUUGAGUGCCUUUAUCAGGCAUUAAAAACCAGUCCCUGUUAACAAAUGACAGUAAAUAACUAUUCGAUCCUUCGGUAUUUGGCUCCCGGAGAUGAGUGUUUAGGUCCCAGGCCUGCUUUUAUUGGGCCCCCACAUGUUAAAAACUACCAACCUACCAAAAAAGGGUCAUCUCAUUUGGGUACUGGGCUGAAAAAUAAAAAAAUGUGUGAAAUUCGACUCCUAAGACACGUUGUAGGUAGAUUUUGUACCACAGCUAUCUAAUUAUCAUGUUGACCUUUAUUGUAUUUAGACACAAACAUGUAGACAUGAUUGCUAAAUUGAAACUGUUCAUGUUCUCAGUAUGUGUAGAUUUGUGUGGCUUUAUGAUUUUUUUUUAUGAUUUUUUUUUUUCCUUAAAUGCUACACUAGUUUGACAUGUAGCAACUGCACUGUGCAAUAUAAAACAAUAUGAGGACUGGGAAAAUGAUAAUUGUUUGGAUGUAAUAAUGUGUCUUACCAGUUUGCGUUUGUUUUCUUUCCCCCUCCCCUCUAGUUCUCAGUGAGUUUCAGUGUGACCAAGCCUUAUGUACUUUGUCACAAAAAGCGGGUCCUUCUUGGUGACUCUUAUUGGUGAGUGUCAAAUUAUGAGUUGAUGGUGUACUAUGUCAAGAUUCACUUUGAAUUUAAAAAAAAAAAAAAAAAAUCUUUUGCUUCAUUCACUGUUUGUCGUCUUUGUUGAUACAGAAGUCAGGUAUUGGGUGUUGAUUGUGAACCAGCAAACAUUUACUGGCAUCUAGCAUCAGUGGACAAAUAUGCUGAUUCAUAUGGAUAUUUAUGACAUUUACAAAUAAGGUUUUUUUCUCUGUAGCUCUUUACUUACAUGAGUCAGCCACAUCAGUCAUUCAGUGUGUGGCUACAAUAAAGGGCAUCGUAGUGUCUAAAGUGACCUCUUAAAGUUUCAAUACAGUGAUGAUUAUAUUUCUGAACAAAGAAAGAAAUACAGCUUUAUAUCAGCUUCAAAAAGAUGAACAACCUGUAACAGUUAUUAAUGUUAGACAGAUUGUUUUUUUAAGAAACACAUUUUAAUGAGGAUCCCUUAAAUUAUUUUUUAAGAACUGUGACCGAUAUGUUUAAUAACUCUGAAAUUUUGUAAUUGAAAAGUAAACCUGUCA
Messenger RNA from Toxotes jaculatrix (banded archerfish), 8847 nucleotides. Its product is annotated as homeodomain-interacting protein kinase 3-like. Gene Ontology annotation, cellular component: cytoplasm; PML body; nucleus. The record is from RefSeq and is a predicted model, not a curated record. Gene Ontology annotation, molecular function: protein tyrosine kinase activity; ATP binding; protein serine/threonine kinase activity. The coding region runs from base 343 to 4503 and encodes 1386 amino acids. NCBI's taxonomy places the organism in Eukaryota, Metazoa, Chordata, Actinopteri, Toxotidae. The transcript has 18 exons. Gene Ontology annotation, biological process: peptidyl-threonine phosphorylation; peptidyl-serine phosphorylation.